Molecule: messenger RNA, 930 nt
Organism: Vigna radiata var. radiata (mung bean)
Lineage: Eukaryota; Viridiplantae; Streptophyta; Magnoliopsida; Fabales; Fabaceae
Exons: 1
Coding region: 1-930 (309 amino acids)
Source: RefSeq, a predicted model, not a curated record
AUGGCUUCCAUCAGCCAAAACAUUUCCCCAACAUUGGAUCAUUUAGUGAAUCUGGCUCAUCCCCUCUACCUGUAUCCUGGGGAAAACCCAGCUUUGGUGCUUGUUUCGCCUCUUCUCACAAAGAGCAAUUUCCAUCAAUGGGAAAGAGACAUGGUCGUCGCCCUUGAAACCAAAAACAAAAAGCGCUUCAUUCAUGGCACUCUUCCUUGUCCACCCAUCACAGAUCCCCUGUAUGAAGCUUGGCGCAAAUCUAAUUGCAUGGUAAUGUCAUGGCUCACUUGUUCCAUGACUCCUUCCAUCAAGCAAUCUGUGAUGUGGAUGGAUACGACUUCUGAAAUUUGGCGUGAUCUUAAGGAUCGCUUCUCUCAUGCUGACAAAUUUCGGAUCUCUGACCUUCAGGACCAGAUUCUUGCUUGUCGCCGAGGUGACUCUAUUGUUUCUAAAUACUAUACCAAGUUGAAGAUCUUAUGGAAGGUAAUGGAGUUCUAUCGUUGUGUGUUGACCUGUACCUGUUUGACACCUUGUGUCUGUGGCCUCCUUUCUAAACUUCACAAAGAACGCGAGGAUGAUUAUAUGAUUCGCUUUCUUCGAGGUCUCAAUGACAAUUAUGCCCAAGUUCGUUCUCAAAUAAUGAUACUAGACCCUAUGCCUUCCAUUGUUAAAACCUUUUCUAUGGUCCUUCAGCAUGAACGUGAAUUUAUUGAUCCCCUUCCUAGAAUUUCAACUCGACAGAGGAAGCCUCCUGCUUACUUGUCUGUGUAUGAUUGCCCUACUCUUUCUUCUACUAACAUUUCCUAUAGUACUACUUAUCCAUUACAUUCAUAUUUAUCAUGUUCCAAUUGUUCUAACUCUCACACUGCUUUUUGCAUGUCUUUAUCUGCUACUGUAGAGCCCUCUUCCUUUAAGGAAGCUUGGCAGCAUGAUCAUUAG